GCCCUUGCCCAUCCUGCCGCAGGGGAAAGUCGAGGCCAACAAAGUACACGUGUAACACAGGCGAAUACACAGGAAGGCCUCGGAAAGAUAAGCUGCACGCUUUCUGGAAGCUGCUACAGGGAAAACCGGGGCAGUCUGAGAGGUCAAGGCAACAGCUUCGCGCGUGGAUGGCAGUGGGCUACGCCGGCGAUGCCCAGAGCGGACCGGCUGCAGGCAGACCUUUUAAGGAAGCCCGGCUUCCCCGCCAGACAGGCCUUGAGGCCCUCUGCACAGGAGCCCCAGCGCAGACCGCUGCACGGCUGUCUAGAGCCUGGCGUUCUGUGUCCCUCCUUCAGCACCAGUUGUUGGCCAAAAAUAAACACCAUUCCUCAACCAUAUAUGUCCACUGGCUGGGCCGGGAGCACACGGGCGGGUCGGCCGUUGGGUGCGCUCAGCAUGCACAUCACCCAGCUCAACCACGAGUGCCUGCUGCACCUCUUCUCCUUCCUGGACAAGGACAGCAGGAGGAGCCUGGCCGGGACCUGCACCCAGCUCCAUGCCGUGUUUGAAGACCCUGCGCUCUGGCCCCUGCUGCACUUCCGCUCCCUGGCCGAGCUGAAGAAGGACAACUUCCGGCUGGGUCCGGCGCUGCGCAGCCUGUCCAUCUGCUGGCACUCCAGCCGCGUGCAGGUGUGCAGUGUCGAGGACUGGCUCAAGAGCGCCCUCCAGAGGAGCCUCUGCAGCCGGCAUGAGAGCCUGGUCAGUGAUUUUCUCCUCCAGGUGUGCGACAGGUGCCCCAACUUGACAUCCGUCACGCUGUCGGGCUGUGGCCACGUCACCGACGACUGCCUGGCGCGCCUGCUUCGCUGCUGUCCGCGCCUGCGCACGCUGCGCCUGGAGAACUGCGCGCGAGUCACCAACCGCACUCUGGUCGCCGUGGCCGCGCACGGGCGCGCGCUGCAGACGCUGCACGUCGACUUCUGCCGCAACGUGAGCGCCGCGGGCCUGCGCCGCCUGCGCGCCGCCCGCCCCCGCCUGGCCCUGCGCGCCGAGCACAGCGCGGCCAUGAUUCCCGACCGGCUCCCGCGCGCGCCCGCCGGCCUGUGCACGCCGCGGUGGCGCUAAGCCCGAGCCCUCGGGGCGCGCGACUCCGGCUUCGUCUGCGCUACUGUGAUUGUGCCUGCCUCGCGCGGCGAGCUUUUACGCGGAAGAAAACGCGAGUAAAGGACCGGGUGCUCACGAUUCUCGUGUGGUUCUCGCUACCACCCCGACCCUUUCCGUCGGCUCCGCGUGCGCCCACGGUCCCGGGGCACGCGACGGACACACCAGCUUGCAGCCACCGUGGGGUGCCGGCGCCGCCCGGUCCACAAGUCCGAGUGCAGCCUCCCGUGUUUCCUACCCGUCCCGGAGAAGGCAAACAUGGGUGGGCACAGGGGGAUGUAAAAAUAAGAGCAGUGAACCCGUUCAAGUCUUUUGAUAAGAGAGCCCCUAACCCCCGGAUAGUCAAGUGUAACUGCUGGCCUGGGGCACGCGCGUGGCCUCAACGUCCCACCUUCGGGAAAACCUCCCCACGACCUAGCCCCUGGUCGCAGGUACAGGGGCAACCCGCGACGAGCCCCUCCGUCCCGGCCAGGUGUUUCUUCCUUGGAAGGCGAGCUGUUUCCAAUUUGCCCAGAUGGGAAACAGCACGGAAAAUGAGGCCUUGUGAUCUCGGGGCCAGGAGUUUAGGCAGCGAGGUGCAGGGCUGGUGGGGAGGGGUGGGCCACAGCAAACCUAAUCGGAGCCCCUGACGCCAGCGCCGCCGGGCUUUGCUGUCUUCACCUCCGUGUGCCUGCCCCCCAGCAGGUCCUGUCUGCUGUGUUGGUGGUCUAGCUUGGGAACAGCAGGAUCCUGGCCUCAGCUCCACCGGCUUCUCCCUACUUUUAGCCCCGGCUAAGGUCAUGCUUCCUUAUCUGUGUGCAGUGGAAGCCAGAGGAUAGAGUCCGUGAGGUUCUUACCGGCUCAGCAACGUUCGAAAGCAGGCCGCUUCACAAAAUCCAGCCCGCAGAGGGGGCCCGCAUCGUCCACAGCAGCUUUGCUCUAAACUCCGGGGGCCGUGCGUAUCAAGAUGAGUGUCCACAGAACCAAAGCCAUGCUGACGCCCGCGCCCAGCAUUGCCUCUCGGGCUCUAGGAAGCCUCGGGCAGGGGCGGGGGCUUUGCGCGCCCCCAGGUGGGCGCAGUUCACAGCACCAGGUGCGCCCUCCCGCGGCUCCUUCGCCGCUCUUACCUGGGCCAGGCUGACCUCAUGGGAGUCAGGCCUGGGUGCGGGAAGACAGAAAACUG
Molecule: messenger RNA, 2302 nt
Organism: Octodon degus (degu)
Lineage: Eukaryota; Metazoa; Chordata; Mammalia; Rodentia; Octodontidae
Gene: Fbxl22
Product: F-box and leucine rich repeat protein 22
Exons: 2
Coding region: 190-1104 (304 amino acids)
Molecular function (GO): protein binding
Source: RefSeq, a predicted model, not a curated record